Mesorhabditis spiculigera is the source of this 2628-nucleotide messenger RNA. The record is from the annotation of a GenBank genome assembly. NCBI's taxonomy places the organism in Eukaryota, Metazoa, Nematoda, Chromadorea, Rhabditida, Rhabditidae.
AUGGCCACCAAAUUCUCCGCCGACUACGCCAAGCGUGUCUCGGCCUGCAAGAAAUGCAAGCUGCAACUGCCGAAAGGGGAGCUCCGAAUUGCCAAGCACACGCCGAAUCCAUUUGUACAAAAUGCCGAGGGCCCGCCGCCGGAUAUGAAACAAUACUAUCAUGCGAGAUGCUUGUUCGAGAUGUUCAUGAAGGCUCGCGCUACGACCAAGGUGAUCGAGGGCCCUGGCGAUAUUGAAGGUUGGCAGGACGUUACCGACGAGGACAAGGAAAAGGUUGUCGAGUUGAUUGACGAAACGAUGCAGGCGCGCGAGAAAGGCGCCUCUACUUCCGCGAGUCGAAAAUCCGUUCAGAAAACCCUGAAUUUUGGCCAAAAGCCCCUGAAAGAACCGGACGAGGACGGCGCCGAUGAGAAUGCGGAAACGUCUCCGAGCAAAAAGGGCAAGAAACAAGCUAAAGAAGAGGAGAAGGAAGAGGAAGAUGACGGGGACAAGCCCGAUGAAACUAGCCGCUUCAACUCGUUUGAUAAGUUCUGCAAACUGUGCGACGUCAUCGCCACCUUCAACAAGCACACAGAUAAGGCGGCAAAAAUUCGCCAGUUCUUUGACAAAAGUGGCUACGACGGCGACACGCAUACGAUCAUGCGGUUUCUGAUCCCGAGCAGCGACCAGCGAGUCUACAAUUUGAAGGAGAAGCAGCUGCUCAAGCAUUUUUCCGCUAUUUACAACGAGCCCCUCGAUCGUCUGACGGCCAGCUACAACAAGAGCGGCGACCUCUCGGAGACGAUCAGCGAAGUAGCGGCCAAAAGCGACAAAUUCCCCGAAAUCACGAAUAGUGGAUGGAGCAUUCAAAAGGUGGAUCGCUAUCUGAAGAAGCUGGCUGAGAAAACGAAAGACGAGGACCAAGUCGAGCAUCUGCGCUUUAUCGCUAAACGGCUGUCAUCGGCCGAGAUCAAAUAUCUACUGCGACUGGUGAAGAAGGACAUGCGUUUCAACGCCGGAACCAAGGUCAUCAUGGACGGCCUGCACCCGAAAGCCUAUGAAGCCUAUCAGAGCUGCCGUGACAUGCGCGAGAUUGUGCGGCGCGUCGAGACCGGGUUGCUCAGCUCGAAGACGCUCGACGUCGACAUCAGCCUCGGCACCCCGAUAUUGCCCAUGCUCGCGGAAGCCUGUAAAUCGGUCGAAUUUGCGAUGAAGCGCUGCCCCAACGGCAUGCUGGCCGAGAUCAAGUAUGAUGGAGAACGAGUGCAGGUUCACAAAAAGGGCAAGGAAUUUUCCUUCUACUCCCGGUCGUUGAAACCGGUGCAAGAUCACAAGGUGGCGCCGUUCCAGAAAAUCAUUGCCAAGGCGUUCCCCGACGUUGAAAACCUGAUUCUCGACGCGGAAGUGCUGAUGGUGGACACUGAAACGAGCAAGCCACUCCCGUUCGGCACCCUCGGCAUCCACAAGCGCGAAAAUUUCAAGAAUGCUGCCCCCUGCCUGUUCGUCUUUGACUGUCUUCUGCACAACGACACGGCCGUCAGGAAUCUCCCCCUCCAACAGCGCAAAAAGUUCCUCGAGGACAACCUGAAAGAGAUCCCGAACAGCAUCAUGCACAGCAACUAUCAAGUCAUCAAGAAUGGGGAAAAUCACAAGCUGAAGACGAUGAUCCUCGACGCGAUCGAUGAGGGGCUUGAGGGGCUGGUGAUGAAGGAUCUCAACGGCGUCUACGAGCCGGGCAAACGGCAUUGGCUGAAGGUGAAGAAGGACUAUCUGGAAGAGGGCGGCAUGGCCGACACGGCCGACCUGAUCGUCCUCGGCGCCUACUACGGCACCGGCAAUAAAGGCGGCCUGAUGUCCGUUUUCCUGAUGGGCGUCUACUGCGAGAAGACCAAGUCCUACCGCACGGUCACCAAGUGCGGCAACGGGCACACCGACGAGAUACUGGAGCGGAUAAACAAGGAGCUGAAGCCGAAGAUGAAACAAAUCAACCAGAAGGCGAGCAAGCUGCCCAGCUGGAUCCGAUGCGCCAGCGGACUGUGCCCAGAUUUUGUCAUCGAGGACCCCGAGCAGGCGCCGGUUUGGGAGAUUACCGGCGCCGAAUUCUCGAAAUCGGACAAACACACCGCCGACGGCAUCUCCAUCCGCUUCCCGCGCGUCACCCGAAUUCGCGACGAUAAGGACGUCAGCACGUCGACGUCGCUGAAGGAGCUGAAGCGGCUCUUUGAAGCCUCCAAAGAAAAGUGUGACAUCGAACGGGACGCCACCGACAAGGUGCCGCUCUACGCCAAGGACCGGAUGUCGCUUGGGAAAGCCAUGCACGAGCCCGAGGAUGUAAAACCCGAGACCUCGAAGGCCGAGGAAGACGUGAAGCCGUCGAAGAAGCGGAGCGCACUAUCUGAAAACACCAGCCCGAAGGCGAAGAAGGUGAAGCCGGAAGCAAAGGAGGAAGAAGCGGAUGAUGUGGAGAUGAAGCCUGAAACUGCAAAAGACGAUGACGAGGAUAAGGAGCAGAUCAAGGAGAAAAAGACGAAAACGAAGGAAGCGAGCUCCCAGAAAGCCGGCGAGAAGCAGAAAUGCCCAUACGGCUCGCUCUGCUAUCGCACCAAGAACAAGGAGCACAUGGCCGAGUACGAGCAUAUCACGAAGAAA